This is a messenger RNA of Phlebotomus papatasi, 2426 nucleotides long. It is a transcript of the gene pio, whose product is annotated as cuticlin-4. Lineage: Eukaryota; Metazoa; Arthropoda; Insecta; Diptera; Psychodidae. Bases 467 to 1723 code for a protein of 418 amino acids. The transcript is spliced from 8 exons. The record is from RefSeq and is a predicted model, not a curated record.
UAGUACUGUUGCAGCCAGAGUCUGAGACGGUUGCGCCCAACGUGAACGCGCGCGAGAGUGGAUUUGGAGCCAUUGCAGCAACAAAAGAACCUCCAGUGCAAGUGAAAUAGACCCCGUGAAUCCUGUGUCCAGAUGCGCGAGUGUAGAUCCACGAUCGGGAGGGUGUGGCGCUUAAUCCUGUGACUUUUGCCUGGUGAAAGAAUGACGCUUGGGGUGGUCAAAUAGCUGGCAGUCUCAUCUCUGGCUCUUUCGACAUCGACACUGCUAAAGAAAUUUAAAUUGAAUUCGACCUUUUUCCUCACAAGAUUAAUCUCAGUGGAGUUUUGAGUGCUCUCUCAAGAAGAGAUUGUGAGUGUGUGUGUGUGGAUUAAAGUGCUAGUUCUUAAUAAUCUGUGAUACCCACCCUAUGAUUUGUCCAUUUUAAUCAUCUCUUAGGAUUACUGUUGGAUACAAAAAUUAAGCAAUUAUGGCGCUUACGGCUUUUAGUUACUAUGCAGUAUUUCAAUUAAUUACAAUCGCCACUUUCACACAGACAGCACAACUGCCACCCACAAUAAAACCCCUCGUGAUGGACAGGGAACCAUCGGUCCGGAUUCAGUGUCUCUCUGGUUCAAUGAUCAUCACAGUUAAGGAUCCACCUGUGUAUGUCGAUGGACUCUUCACUGGUAUGAUUUACCCCAAGGGACUCUCGAAGAACUCAUCGUGUUUAUCGGAAUACAGAAAUCACGAUGGACCAUUAAAAUACAAACUACCACUUCGAAGCUGCAAUACGAUGCCUCAAGAAAAUGACGACGGUGGUAUUGAGUUCUUCAAUACCAUUGUACUGCAGCCGCAUUUGAAAUUGGUCACCGACCUGGGACGAGGCUAUCAUGUCCGUUGUCGCUACAAGAGCAGAGAAGCUGCCACGAAGCCCACAAUUGCAGCCAAAUUGGCCAAUCCUCAGGCAUUCACCAGUGAUGAGAUUGCCGAUCGCAGUCAAUACGGACGAUCUCUCGACAAUGGGGAUGAAUCAAGGAAUGAAAUUCCUAUGCCUGGAUGCCACAUGAAGAUCUUUUCUGGCGGAAAUAUCGCCGAAAACGUAAAGAUUGGCGAUCCUCUAACCCUGGUCGUGAACAUUGAUCGGCAAGACAUUUACGGACUCCAUGUGACAGAUUGCCUUGUCCGUGAUGGUCUGGGUUGGGGUGAACAACGUUUAGUCGGUUCGGAUGGAUGUCCGACAGACGGUGAGAUCAUGGGCCCUUUCGACUAUUCAACUGAUCGUGCCAGCGCCAAAGUCACCUUCCCGGCCCAUAAAUUCCCUUACACAGCUUCAGUCUACUACCAGUGCAACGUUCGCCUUUGUGCCCUGGCAGAUCCUGAGUGUCAGAGAGCCCCUACUUGCGACUCUCGGAGACCUAAGCGACAAGCUGAAGGAAAGGUUGAGGAGGACGAAGGCCAUCCAGCCACCAUUGAAGUGUACUCUGGGCUGUAUGUGAACGAGAAUGCUGAGGUGAUUGAUGGUGAUGAUGAGGUUCUCAAAGAGAAGACGCCCGAAGAUGCCAUUUGUGUGUCGCAGAGAAACUUCGCCAUUGCCAUCGCUGUAGCUGGUCUAAUCCUAAUGCUGGCCGUGAUUGCAGCCGUUCUGAUCAUCAUGGCACGUCGUCGUGGAAAGACCAUUUCCAAUUCGGGCAGCUCCAUCUACAGCGGUCCCUACACCAACACUGCUUUCUCUCACAGUAGCUAAGAAAAAAAUUCCUUCAUGGUGCCACGAAAGACUCCUCAGCAACGAAUUCUAGUGCCUGGCCGCAAAAUCAGCGAUCAGGAGUAGAUCUAAAAGAGUCACUUAGUGAUAACACAUAGCGCUUAGGAUAGUGUAUAAGGGCGUUUAAAGAUAUGGCCAGAUGUUACUGAGCAAUUCCCAAUAGUCAGAUGAUUUUUCUCCACGGAAUUGCUCCCUAAUGUCGCAGAGAUUUUCAUUGGGGAGAAGACAGUGGGAUAUCUUUUCCACACUCUUCUCCUCCUUUUUUUUCUCCAGAAAAGAAAAAGAAAAUCUCUGAAAAGCCGAACUUCAAUGUAGAAACAGAAAAGAAUCUCUUUUUAGUAACUAAUAGGUGGUGGAUCUUCCUUCUCUCACACCCUGACCAAUAUAUUCUUAGGUUGAUUUCCAGUUAAAUCAACUUCUUGGAAGUUCUCAAUUGCGGAUGGAUGGAAUUGUUUCACAGAAUUGUUACAUGUGUGGGCAUGAAAACACUUCUCUGGAACUUUUCACGCGGACUCUCCGAGAGUACGAAGUAGUUCUUAAAGCUAAGCUUAACUUAAGGCAACGUAUAAAAUUGUAACGACUCUCGUCAAUUAAUUUAUAUGCAGUAAGAUGUACGACAUUGUAUUACUGUAAUGAUAAAUAAUGCAAUAAUUAAAUAAAACAAACACUUUAAUAAUUUUAAAAA